CCAUUUGCUUGGGUUGACCUCUUCCCUCUCCCUCCGCUCCGCGUGCGCCCGGGACGCAGCUGGGGACCCGGGGAGGGGGGAGGUAGAAGAAGAGGAAAGGCGGGUGGUGCCCGCCGCCGGCUCCGCAUUCAACGCGCGUAUAAACGAUACAGCGCGGCUCGGUCGCGUGGACUUGAGAGGGCGCUCGCCUCGCCUCGGCUUCACAAGCUGCCAUCCACGACCUCGCGGCCACCUCUUCUCCGAUUCUUCUUAGCUGGCUGCUGGCCUCGCGACGAGAGGGGAGGGAGGCGGAAGAGGCGUCGCGUGCUGCCGUGUGCUCCGAUCGCCGGCGCUCCGGGCGCGGGAUGGAGGCGGCGACGCGGCGGCGGGCCACGGCCACGGCCACGCCGCCGCUCGUGAUGCUGCUGUCGCUGCUGCUGCUGGCGGCGGGCGUUCCGUCAGGCUUGGGCGCCAUCAAUCCUCAGGAUGCUUCUGCGCUCAACUCGCUGAAGAGCAAAUGGACGAACUCCCCGUCGAGCUGGUCCUCGGCGAGCGACCCCUGCAACGGGGGGUGGGACGGCGUCAUGUGCAGCAACGGCAGGGUCACGUCGCUGAGGCUGUCAAGUGUCAACAUUCAGGGCACGCUCAGCGACAGCAUCGGCCAGCUCAGCCAGCUCAUGUAUCUGGAUGUUUCCUUCAACAUUGGUCUAGGCGGUCCGAUGCCCGCUUCGAUUGGGAGCCUGUCUGAGCUUAGCAUACUGAUCCUGGCUGGCUGCAGCUUCACAGGAAGCAUUCCACAAGAACUAGGCAACCUAAAACAACUCACGUUCCUAGCGCUGAACUCGAACAAGUUUACGGGCAAAAUUCCGGCUUCACUGGGUUUACUCACGAACCUCAACUGGUUCGAUCUGGCUGAUAACCAGCUCACUGGAUCAAUCCCGAUCUCAACAGCAACCACGCCAGGGCUUGACCUUCUUACCAAAACACAGCACUUCCAUUUCAACAAGAACCAGUUAUCUGGAACGCUUACAGGCCUCUUCAACUCCAACAUGACUCUGAUUCACAUAUUGUUUGAUAGUAAUCAAUUUACUGGUCCAAUCCCAGCGGAGCUAGGGGGCAUUACAACACUUCAGGUUCUCCGACUAGAUAGGAACGGUUUUGCGGGCGCAGUUCCUCCCAGCCUGAGCAGUUUGGUAAAUCUAAAUGAGCUGAACUUGGCAAGCAACCGGCUUACUGGAUCACUACCAGAUCUCAGCAGCAUGACCAAAUUAAAUGUCGUAGAUUUAAGCAACAACACGUUUAAUGCUUCAGUAGCCCCGGAUUGGUUCACGACUUUAACAUCCCUCACCUCUAUGUCAAUAACUGGUGGACAACUUACUGGUGAGGUCCCUAAGGAUCUCUUCAGAUUGCCCCAGCUGCAGCAAGUUGUGCUGAGCAACAACGCAUUCAGCGGAACGCUUGAGAUCACAGGCAGCAUCAGCAAACAACUGCAGGCUAUUAAUCUCAUGAAUAACCGUAUCAUCGCUGGCAAUAUUACCACAAGCUACAACAAGACUCUGGUUCUAUUUGGGAACCCGGUGUGCGUGGACCCAGAUUUCCCCAGAAAAUCCUUCUGCAGCAUGCAGCAGGAGAACAUGAUAGCAUACACCACCAGCCUGAGCAAAUGUUCCUCGCAAGCUUCAUGUUCGAAUGAUCAGAGUUUGAACCCGGCAAACUGUGGAUGCGCCUACCCCUACACCGGGAAGAUGGUUUUCAGAGCGCCCUUCUUCACAGACCUGACGAACAGCGACACCUUUCAGCAGCUGGAGACAAGCCUCACGACGCAGCUGUCUCUGCGUGAUGGCUCAGUGUUCCUAUCCAAUAUCCACUUCGACAGUGACAACUACCUUCAGGCUCAGGUGAAGCUGUUCCCAUCGUCAGGGCUGUCCUUCAAUGUGUCGGAUCUGAUACGGAUAGGCUUUGAUCUGAGCAACCAGACUUACAAACCACCAAAAAAUUUUGGACCUUAUUUCUUCAUCGCAGACCCGUACGCCCCUUUGGCAGGUGCUUCUUCUCCUGGUGGUAAGAAAUCAAAGAUCAGCACAGGUGCCAUUGCUGGAAUUGCGGUAGCCGGUGGACUACUCGUGAUUGCCCUCAUUGCCAUGGUAUUAUUUGCUUUACGACAGAAAAGAAGGGCUAAUGAAGCAGUGACAGGACGAACUGACCCUUUCGCUUCCUGGGGAGUCUCUCAGAAAGACAGUGGAGGGGCUCCACAGCUGAAAGGAGCAAGGAACUUCUCUUUUACUGAACUGAGGAACUGCACCAACAAUUUCGCAGACACCCAUGAGAUAGGCUCAGGAGGCUAUGGCAAGGUGUACAAAGGAACACUUGUGGAUGGAACGCGAGUGGCGAUAAAGCGAGCGGAGCGCGGAUCGAUGCAAGGCGUGGUGGAGUUCAAGAACGAGAUCGAGCUGCUCUCCAGGGUUCAUCACCGGAACCUGGUGAGCCUGAUCGGCUUCUGCUACGAACAAGGGGAGCAGAUGCUGGUGUACGAGUACGUUUCCAACGGAACACUCAGAGAGAACUUGCUAGUGAGAGGGACGUACCUGGACUGGAAGAAAAGGCUCAGGAUCGCGCUCGGGUCGGCGAGGGGGCUCGCUUACCUUCACGAGCUCGCCGACCCGCCGAUCAUCCACCGGGACGUCAAGUCCACCAACAUCCUCCUCGACGACCACCUCAAGGCCAAGGUCGCCGACUUCGGCCUCUCCAAGCUCGUCGCAGACACGCAGAAGGGCCACGUCUCCACUCAAGUGAAAGGAACACUGGGUUACUUGGACCCGGAGUACUACAUGACGCAGCAGCUGUCGGAGAAGAGCGACGUGUACAGCUUUGGGGUGGUGAUGCUGGAGCUGGUGAGCGGGCGGCAGCCGAUCGAGAGCGGCAAGUACAUCGUGCGCGAGGUCCGGCUGGCCAUCGACCCCACCGACCGCGACCACUACGGCCUGCGGCGGCUCCUGGACCCGGCGAUCCGGGACUCGGCACGCACGGCCGGGUUCCGGCGGUUCGUGCAGCUGGCGAUGCGGUGCGUGGACGAGUCGGCGGCGGCGCGGCCGGGCAUGGGCGAGGUGGUGAAGGAGAUCGAGGCCAUGCUGCAGAACGAGGCGUCCGGGGCCGACGGGGCCAGCUCCGCGGGCUCGUCCGCCAACGAGUUCGACGGCGCGGGCGGCGGCGCGCGCGCGCACCCCUACGGCGACGCCGAGAUCACGAGAGGGUCGUACGGGGACAACGGGUCCGACUACAUGCCCUACUUCGAGGUCAAGCCCAAGUAGAAAUAAACAUUCAGGGGUGUCGUUCUUGCUUCUUCUUCUUCUUUCGUGCCCAGCAACCCCCGGCCAUUCUUUUUGCUGCAGCUUGUGGAUGAAAUUGUAGUUUUUUAAUUACGUGAUGAUGUGUAUAUCCAUUGGUUUGUCCAGGUUCUUUCUUUCUUUUUUACCAUGCUACUCACCGUGAGACGACACGAAUUGUACAUGCCUAGAAAUAUGCAUUUGCAAGAUAAUUUAUUUUACUUUUUUUUUCUUUAGUGGAGUCACAAUUGUUUUGAA
Molecule: messenger RNA, 3560 nt
Organism: Panicum virgatum (switchgrass)
Lineage: Eukaryota; Viridiplantae; Streptophyta; Magnoliopsida; Poales; Poaceae
Product: leucine-rich repeat receptor protein kinase HPCA1-like
Exons: 19
Coding region: 345-3287 (980 amino acids)
Biological process (GO): protein phosphorylation
Molecular function (GO): protein kinase activity; ATP binding; protein binding
Source: RefSeq, a predicted model, not a curated record